ACGGUAAUACUUCAAAACUUGAAACAAGAACGAAAAAGUGCUCCAUUGAGUUUCCGAUCAGUUCUGAAAAUACGAAGCCCUAGCGACUUUUAGUUUUUAUUUCACAGCAUUUCUACGGAAAGCCCAAGAAGAGGGGAGGGGUACCCUUAAUUAGACACGAAAAUUGGAAAGCAAUGACCAACAAGGAUUUACUCUGCUCGAAUAGUUAAACAAAUCUUUUUCUACUAUAUUGAUUUUAAAAAUACAAAUUCCUGAACUCUCACAAUGCAUGUGCAGCCCUGUAGAAGAGGAAAUUCUUGUGUCCCAACAUAGAACUGUAGAUAAGAUGAAAAUAUAUACUGAUUUAUUUAAACGAAGAAUAAUAACCCCUCCGUAUGAAAAGUCAACUAAACUGUUAGUAAAGAGAAAAGUUAAUUGAACUACAUUUAUACAUUGGUAUACAUUUAUUUCAUGUAUAUGAACAAACUUUCUUCAUAAAUUGAUUGAUAUUAUGGUUUUAUACUUUAGAUAUCAAUAUACAAGAUAUUAAACGCUUAUCGAUUAAAGAGCUUAAUGAAAUACUUGAACAUUCACCCAAACUAGAUGAGUUACCCGAAGAAAUUCAGUCAAAUGAAAUAUAUCGUCUAUACUUAAAUCAAGAUACACAAAACGACUGGAAAGCAGAUGGGUACCGCUGGAAAAGUGGAUCAUGGCGUAAAUGGCCAAAAAAUAACAAUUUAUUCAAAAAGAAAUACUUCACGUGUAUUAAUGGUGAUGGAGAGGAAACAAAUCCGUUGCCAAAAUUGAUCCUCAUGGAAAUGCACGACUAUCGACAUCACACAUUUAUCAACGAACCAAACCCUCAACCAUUAAACAAAUUGAAAAAUCCGUUAAAACAUCUACUGUGA
Didymodactylos carnosus is the source of this 887-nucleotide messenger RNA. The record is from the annotation of a GenBank genome assembly. NCBI's taxonomy places the organism in Eukaryota, Metazoa, Rotifera, Eurotatoria, Philodinida, Philodinidae.